CUUGGUCGACCCACGGAGAGAUGGACGGUGGCUCGUGGGCGGCGGUGGGCGGCGAGGGGCGCCUGGAGUGCCGCGUGAGGGCGUUCCCUAAGCCAUCUUUCACUUGGAAGCAUAAAAACAACACGACCCUCUCCAGCGGCGACAAAUACGACAUCAGGGAAACGCAGCUGGAGGACGGCGUCGUCGAGUGGUCCUCGGCGCUGUCCGUGCAGGGCGUCGCCCGCGGGGACUACGGCAACUACUCCUGCGUGGCCACGAACGCCCUCGGCUCCCACGCCACCAGCCUCGCCCUCGCCCCUCCGCCCACGCCUGCCGCGCCCACCAACCUGACGGUCAUCAGCCUGACCUCGGACGCCGUGACGCUGGCCUGGAGCGCGAGUCCGGACGGAGGCCCUGCCGCAGGAUUCACCCUCAAGUACUGGCCGGCGGGAACCAGAGUGUUUCAGCUUGAGGACGUGGAAGGCGGCAGCGCCAACUUCACGACCAUCUCGGGCCUGUCGGCGGGGCUGGAAUACUUCUUCAGCGUGCAGGCCUACAACGCGCAGGGCAGGUCGCAGCACUCGGCGCCCGCAGUCCCCGUCACCUUGCUCGGUGCGGUGGAGAGCGCCAGCAGCCCCAGCACGGGCGAGGGAGGCGGCCCCAGGGUCAUCCGCGUGCCGCGUCUCCUGCUGCUCAUCAUGACCCUCGCUGGCACCGCCCUCUUGGCGCUCAACAUGGCCAUCAUCGCCUGCUUCGUGCGUCGGCGCGCUGCGCACGGCAACAGGGGAGUUUCAGCGUCCUCGAGCAAGAACACGACCCUGGAGGUGUUCUCGGCCGCCACCAGCCCCGCCAGCGCCCAGGGAGACGGCCUGCCCCUCACCACCACCGGCGCCACGGAAGGCUCGCGGAAGAUCGACCUGAAGGGCGAGUGUCAGACGGACGUGGACAGCUGCGAUCAGACCAAACUGCUGACGUGCCACCCGACGGGCCCAUCGGCUCCGCGUGUGGUGGGGCCCCUGCUGGCCGACGCGUCCCGCCUCGAGCGACCGGCCAGGAGGUCUGGCCAAGCCCUCCCGGCCAACGGGUCCGUCUUCGGCUGCAGCCCCGUCGCGCAGAGUGAUCUCGUGCUGUCCGAAAGGUCCAUCGCGCCGAGCGGUGCCAACCACCCUGACGUGUGUCCGACCAGCACAGCCACGACCGCCCAGUACACUCAGCAACAUAGCAAUCAUCUUCAGCAACAACCUCAGCAGCAUCAGUGCAUUCAGCUGCAACAACUUCGCCACCAGUGCCAUCAGCAACUCCCCCCGCCGCAAGCGCCGCCGAAUCUCAUACAAAACCACAAACAGCACCAACUGCAGUACCCGAACUUCGGCCAGCACCCGAGCCACACAUACCAGCUGAGUUCCCUCACGCUGCCCGGCGCCCAGCAUCAUCCCCUGGCGGACCCCGCCGGCGGCAGCAGUCAACCCGAGGCUCGGCUGCCGGCGCCCGCGACCACCACCUACGCUACUCUCAACCCGAGGGACUUGACUCGCUCCGGGGACCUUCUGGGCGGCUCAGGUUCGGCUCGCAGCUACGCCACCGUGGCCCCUCGCAGACAGCGGCCCCCGACGUCGAGGUCCUCGACCCUGCAGCGGAAUGCAACCAUCUGCACCUCCGAGAUGGAACCAGGUGUGGCAGUGGCCGUCGGAGUGGAUGAAGGGAGCGCUGCAGGAAGCUGGUCCACGGACGGAAGCCAGAAGGAGCGCCAGACGCCAGCCGAGGCCAAACACGCCCCCGCCGCGUCUGCACCUCCCCGGGGGCUGGUGCGGAGAGCGAGCCUCUUCGCGGACUUCUCGUGGCAGUCGCCGCUCCAGGCGCACUGUCCCUCGGACCCGGCGUCUUCCGCAGACGGCCCUGACGGCUCAGCCGACGCCUCCAACAGUUAAUUUGUAGAUGGAAUGAUACAAUGCAGGUUGCUGGAGAGGUGGACUGGAAGGAGACAGGAGACGGUGCUGGUGCGAAGUAGUUAAGGAAUCUGGAAGGGCGUGUUUGUCGGAGUGCCGACUGCAGUGAGCGGCUGCCAGGCGGGCCCUUUCAGCACGGCGACCCUGCGCCUCUCUCUCCGGCGCUCUCGGCCUCCGCGAGUCUCGGCCCGAGGAUGCCAGUUCUCCGGCGCAGGUCUUUUCCGUGGAUACGUUUCAUCUCUCAGUGGAGGUGGAUUAUUUUGUAUAGGCUUACGUAUAUGUUUUAUGUAUCCGACACAACGUUUAACAUGUAUGAUGCCGUUUUGAUGUUAGAUAAAUGAGAUUUCUUU
This is a messenger RNA of Penaeus chinensis, 2275 nucleotides long. RefSeq lists its product as uncharacterized. The record is from RefSeq and is a predicted model, not a curated record. Lineage: Eukaryota; Metazoa; Arthropoda; Malacostraca; Decapoda; Penaeidae. The coding region runs from base 21 to 1907 and encodes 628 amino acids. Gene Ontology annotation, molecular function: protein binding. The transcript is spliced from 10 exons.